CACAUGCAUACAUAUACACAUGCACGCACACACAUGCACGCGCGCGCACAAUCACACACACACACACACACACAAACCACAGAGAGUGAUAGACAGACGAACACAUAGAUAGAUAGAUAGAUAGAUAGAUAGAUAGAUAGAUAGAUAAACAAACAAAGGUAUAUAUGUGUGUGUGUCUAUAUAUAUAUGAAUAAAUAGAUACACACAUACAUAGAAACAACAAUACCACGUUUAUUAUGUAACUGCAUCGAGGAACACGCAUGCACACGCUUGCACACAACAACAACAACAACAGCAACAGCCACAGCAGCAACAACAGAAUCACAACAACAACAUAUAGGAUAACAGACGAACAUGAGAGAAAAUAUCGUCACAGUGUUACAAGAACAAUACACAAGAAAGUCACCAAUAUAAACGAAUAUAAUUAUGAUGUGAAAAUAAUAUAACAAUUAACAACAACUAGAUCAUUUGAGCAAUAUAUAAAUAGAGAAAAUAUUACAAUAACAUACAGUACAGAUGUAAUAUAACAUGAUAUGAAUAUUGCUAUAAUAUAAUUGUAACAUAACUAGAACAUUUUAUGUUACAGAUAGAUGAAGAACGAAAUUUGGCAGAAUAUUUGAACAUAACCUUUCAUUAUAUAUAUCCAUCCAUCUUCUUACAGACUCAUCUAUCUAUCUAUCUAUCUAUCUAUCUAUCUAUCUAUCUAUCUAUCUAUCUAUCUACCUACCUAUCUAUCUCACCGUUUAUCCAUCCAGUUAAUGUUAUAUAUGAUAUAGUCACACAAGAAACACGCACAACAUACGUACAUAUAUUUAUAUAAACACAAAGCGCAAGCACACACGAUAUAUAUAUAUAGACAAAUGGCUAUAUAAAACUAUCUAUUUCUACACAGUGUUACCAGAUAUUUGCAUGUAGUGUUUACACAUUGUUUUGCGAGCUGUUCUGGACAUUACAUCCAAGAGAGCUUCCCAAAAAAUGGCGAUCUUCACGCUUAGAAUAUUUACAUUCGGUGCAGUGUCCCUGUUUGUGUUUGGAUUUCUUCCACAUCGAGUACUCACGGAAUGGCUGAAGGCAAAACCGAAUUUAACGUUGAUUGAAACAGAAGGACAUUUGUACCACACCCUCCUCACGAAUUACAACCGACACGUCAGACCUUCCGUCAACGGACCGGUUCUCGUUAACUUGCAACUUUCUCCACAUACUGUUGACCUGGAUGAACAUUCGAUGACAUUUAAAAUCCAUGGAUAUCUCACAAAAACCUGGGACGAUGCCAGAUUUCAUUGGAAGCCCAGUGAAUACAACAACCAAGAAAAUAUCCGAAUUCCUGUGCAAAAUAUUUGGUAUCCUGAUAUAGUUCUUUACAACUUUGUCGAACAGGCUAUUCCUUCUACCGCCAACGACGACGUGCUUGUGCUAAACUCUGGCAGUGUAUUCUACAUGCACCGAUUGGUUGAGACGGCAGUUUGUGUACCUGAUAUGUCAAAAUUCCCAUUCGACACACAGACGUGCAACUUGAUUUACGGAUCGAUGGUGUACAACGGUCUGGAAGUAAACAUCUCCUCACAUUUCAGUUCGCUUGUUACUUCAGAUUAUGUACCAAACAACAAAUGGGAACUCGUCAGCGCAGAAACCGAAGUAAACAUCAAAAUGUACACCUGUUGCGUGGAGCCCUAUCCCAGCUAUCGCGUCACAUUUGUUUUGCGCCGGAAGUCAGCGUAUUUCAGUCACGUGCUUGUUUUCCCCGCUAUGCUAAUCGGUGUGCUGGUUCCUUUUCUGUUCUUGUUACCGCCAGAUUCUAAAGAACGUAUAACGUUAGGUAUGUUACAAUGGACAUUGCAAACGCUCUUUUUCUUUGUUAUAUUUAAAACUUUGUCUAAUGGAAAAUCGGAUACAGCGUCGUCAGCAUCACGGGGACGUCUGAUUAAGCAUCUUCUUGAAACGUCCAACACUCUUGUCUUACCUGACGCGAAUGCAGCUGUUAACGUGACUUUGGAUCUCUACGUCAACAAUAUUCAAAUGGACGAACAAGAAAGGAAGUUUACAGUCGACGGUUAUUUUUCACAAAAAUGGACCGAUGUUUCGUUAAGUUGGAACGCCAGUGAUUAUGACAACAUGGAGGACAUCCGUUUGCCUGCCAAAUACAUUUGGACUCCUGAUAUAAUCCUUUACAAUUACCGAGGUGUGAGAAAUCCUCCAACACUUGAUAUUAACGUAUAUUUGAAAAGCUCUGGGGAAGUAACUUACAUUCCACCAGUCACUCAUUCAGCAGUGUGUGCAUUUGAUAUGUCCAAAUUCCCUUUUGACAUCCAGACAUGUAAACUUUCAUAUGGAUCCUGGGUGUACGACGCUUCCAUAAUGAAUCUCACCUCGAAAUUUCGUCCUAUCAUCGAGGAUGGUUACGUACCUAAUGAGAAAUGGGAAAUUGUCAGCGCAACGUCCGAAAUACAGGUACAAAGCUACUCCUGCUGUAUACAGUCCUAUGUCACUUACGUUGUGACAUUCGUUUUACGCCGGCACCUCGGAUACUCCGGACAAGUACUGAUUGUCCCAGCUAUAAUAAUCGCGGCACUGAUUCCUUUUAUGUUCUUGUUACCUUCAGAAUCUAAAGAACGUAUAACUUUAGGAAUCGCCCUCGUUGUAAUAAGUGUCAUCCAGAUUAACGUCAUUUCCAACUGGUUAGCGAAAAGCCAAGCGGGUAACCCGGUUAUUUUGACGUACCACGUGCUUACGUUGAUCUUGGUUGCGUUGUCUGUGAUUCUGUCAAUAUUCAUCCUGAACAUUUACAACAGAGGACCAAGAAGAAAGAAGAUGCCGCAGAUAUUGCGAACGAUAUUCCUGAAAGGAUUACGCAAGUUGGUUUGUCUUGGAGACGAUACUUACCAUCCGACUGACGAGCAAGAGACAAUGAGCAUGCGCGGAAAAGACGUCGUCGUUGGAGUAAAUGAUGAAAAACCUCCACAGACAUCCGGUGGAAAUAUGGACGAAAUCAACAAACACAUGCAAUCUUUGGCGCAGCGAGACAGCGUCUUGGAUGCUCGCCAAGAAGUCCUUGCCGAAUGGCAGCAGAUGAAAAAGAUCUUUUUACAUGAUAUAAUUGAUACACGUCUGACACAACUGUUUUGA
Octopus bimaculoides (California two-spot octopus) is the source of this 3123-nucleotide messenger RNA. Its product is annotated as neuronal acetylcholine receptor subunit alpha-5. Gene Ontology annotation, biological process: monoatomic ion transmembrane transport. NCBI's taxonomy places the organism in Eukaryota, Metazoa, Mollusca, Cephalopoda, Octopoda, Octopodidae. Gene Ontology annotation, cellular component: membrane. The record is from RefSeq and is a predicted model, not a curated record. Gene Ontology annotation, molecular function: extracellular ligand-gated monoatomic ion channel activity; transmembrane signaling receptor activity.